Molecule: messenger RNA, 3554 nt
Organism: Solea solea (common sole)
Lineage: Eukaryota; Metazoa; Chordata; Actinopteri; Pleuronectiformes; Soleidae
Product: integrin beta-3-like
Exons: 15
Coding region: 91-2466 (791 amino acids)
Biological process (GO): cell migration; integrin-mediated signaling pathway; cell adhesion mediated by integrin
Cellular component (GO): integrin complex; cell surface; focal adhesion
Molecular function (GO): fibronectin binding; fibrinogen binding; integrin binding
Source: RefSeq, a predicted model, not a curated record
GUUUAGUCAAGUGAAGAAUGAGGAAAAGCCUUCUAGUUACAAAGUGAACGAGUCCACGGGGCAACGAGUCUGCUCCGUUACUCUUCAGCCAUGGCAACUUUGUUACUCCGUCCACUGACGGCGUUUCUCUUCUUCUCAUUGGCAGCACAUGUUUGGGGUUCCAACAUCUGCACAUCGAGAGGAGUUACCACUUGUCAACAGUGCUUGGCUGUUCACCCCACCUGUGCAUGGUGCUCUCAGACGGACUUUGGGAAGGGAUCCACUGCGUCCCGGUGUGACCUGAAGGAGAAUCUGGUGGAUGAAGGAUGCACUAAAAGCUCUCUGGAGUUUCCCUCCAGCACCCUGACGAUUCAAGAGGACGCAGCGCUCAGUAGCAAGGCCUCGGGUACAGGUGAUGUCACCCAGAUAAGGCCUCAGAAACUUCACAUGGCACUAAGACCAGGUGAUUCAAAGCAUUUCACAGUGUCGGUGAAACAGGUGGAGGAUUACCCGGUGGACCUCUACUACCUUAUGGAUCUUUCAUUUUCCAUGAAGGACGACUUGGCUCGCCUUCGCACUUUGGGCAAUGAGCUUGCCGUGACCAUGGGCCGCACCACCAGCAAUCUGCGCAUGGGCUUUGGAGCCUUUGUGGAUAAGACCAUGGGCCCUUACAUGUACACCUAUCCACCAGAGGCUGUGACAAACCCUUGCAAUGGGAUCAGUGAAACAUGCCUGGCUCAGUUUGGGUUCAAGCAUGUACUAACACUGACAGAGAAGGUAGCGCGAUUCACCGAGGAGGUGGAGAAACAGCAGGUGUCCAGAAAUAGAGAUGCUCCAGAGGGUGGAUUUGAUGCUGUCAUGCAGGCUGUGGUGUGCAAGGAUAAAAUUGGCUGGCGCCCCGAUGCUUCACACUUACUGGUUUUCACCACCGAUGCCAAAACUCACAUCGCACUGGACGGACGCAUAGCAGGCAUCGUCCAGCCCCACGAUGGCCUGUGUCACCUUGAUGAUGACAAUAUUUACAACAAAACUAAUGAACUGGACUAUCCCUCGUUGGCCCUCAUGACUGACAAAAUGUCUGAGAACAACAUCAAUUUAGUAUUUGCUGUGACCAACAUUGUGGAGCCACUCUACAAGGAGUACAGUCGCCUCAUGCCUGGCACAACAGUGGGAACAUUGUCCGGUGAUUCUGGGAAUGUUAUUCAGCUCAUUGAAGAGGCUUAUGCGAAAAUUCGCUCUAAAGUGGAGCUGGAACUCCUGGGAGUCCCGGAGGAGUUGCAUCUGUCCUUCGAUGCCACUUGCCUCAAUGGAGAGAUCAUACCCGGACUCCGGUCCUGUUCUGGCCUCAGUAUUGGAGACACGGUGUCAUUCAGUGUUGAGGCUGAGCUGCGCGGCUGCCCGAAGGAGAAGAACAGCACUUUUACCAUCAAACCCCGCGGCUUCAAAGACGCCCUGGUGGUCACGGCGGACUUCGCCUGCAACUGCGAAUGUGAGGCCAAAGCAGAGGCGGACAGUCCAGUCUGCAGCAACGGCAACGGGACGUAUGAGUGCGGCGUGUGCCAGUGUCACGAGGGUCGUCUGGGUCCUCAUUGUGAGUGCUCAGUGGAGGACUACAAUCCAUCUGACGACGCCAACUGCAUCCCAAACCCGGACAGUCCAGUCUGCAGCGGGAGAGGCGACUGUUUGUGCGGACAGUGCACGUGCCGCGCAAAUGAGUUUGGCCAAGUGUGGGGAAAGUACUGCGAGUGUGACGACUACAACUGCUUGCGCUUUAAAGGGGCACUUUGCUCUGAUCACGGGAAGUGUAGCUGUGGCUUCUGCCAGUGUGAUGCCGGCUGGAAAGGAGAAAACUGUAACUGCUCCACACGUAUAGACACCUGCAUGUCCAGCAUCGGCCUGCUGUGCAACGGCCGCGGAAACUGCGAGUGCGGGAUUUGUCAGUGCACUCAGCCCGGUGCCUACGGAGCCACCUGUGAGAAGUGCCCCACCUGUCCUGAUUCUUGCACUAUAAAGAAGGAGUGUGUCGAGUGUCAGCAUUUCAAACGUGGCCAGUACACCAGUGACAACAGCUGCAAUAGAAUCUGCAAGGAUGAAAUCAGAGUAGUGGAAGAUCUGGGUGGUGAACUAGUUUCCCAAACAUCCUCCACAAAUGCAGUGAACUGCUCGUACAAAGAUGAAGUCGACUGCAUGGUACACUUCCAGUACUACGAAGACGAAACUGGCAAAUCCAUUUUGUUUGUGGUGAAAGAGCCAGAGUGCCCCGAGGGCGCGAACAUCUUGGUCGUGCUCUUGUCGGUGGCCGGAGCCAUUCUUCUCCUGGGCCUUGCUGCUCUCCUCAUCUGGAAGUUACUGAUCACCAUCCACGAUCGCAGAGAGUUUGCCAGGUUCGAAGAGGAGAGAUCCAAAGCCAAGUGGGACACGGCCAACAACCCCUUGUAUAAAGGAGCCACAUCCACCUUCACCAACGUAGCGUACCGAGGAAACUGAUGACGAAACGACUUGAGGAAAACUCAGGGGUCAGUGACAAAGACGGAAUGUAGUAGCACAAAGAUGGAUGGUGGAGUGCAAACACUGCUAUGUGACUCGCUACUGUAGCUGAGAAGUAAUUACUGCUGUCAACAGUGUGAAAGGGUGAAAAUAACUGUACAUAAUGUAAAAAAAAACUAGAACUAGAGCUGUUAACUUACAGUAAGUCAUCAGUGGUUAUGUGUUCCUGGUUUCCUUUUGUGCAUGUGACUGACACUCAGAUCAGUCAGCUAGACACUCAGACCACUGUCUGGUUCCACUUGCAAUAGCUGCUGCUGCUUCCUCUGUCACAUUUUGUGGUCAUUUGGUGAAAAAACCACUGAAAAGCUGUUUGAGAAUUUUUACUUUUUCCCACAAGUAGUUUAGUUAAAGUUAGCAAGUAACUAUGUAAUGCAUUAAUGCAUAUUUUGAGGGUUUCCCCAAGCUUUGGUGUAUUAUUUACAUCUAAUUGUCUGCAAUUGCGUUUCAGAUUAAUCUCUACCAAGUUUAGCCAUAUAAAUAAAAUGUGCACUAACGAAUUUUAAUGCCCCACAGAGCACAUGCGUUGAUGCCUCUCAUUUCUUAUUAUACCUUCUGGUUUUUUUUGUUCUUCUUUUAAAACUGUUUUGUUAAUGGGUGAGUUCACACACUCUGGUAGACCUGGUUUACACUGAUGAUUGUGAUCUAUGUUGUCUUUGAAAAGCACACUGGCAGUGGUACUGUGGCGGUUUUAUUGGUUCAGCCGUGGAAACCGUAUUUGUUGUUGAAUGUUGAGUUUGUUUCAUUUUCUACUGAGCAGCACUGUGUUACACUGAAAUAUCAUAUUCUAUAUCCUGUGUGUAUGAGCAGAUUUGGCCAUAAUGUGAUAAUGUAUGAUGAACUUGCUCUUUUGUAAUAUAUUUGAGUCUAUGGGAGAUAACACAGCUAAAUCUUAGGCUGUACAGCUCUCAGGACAUGGUGUGAAAUCUCACUGUUUGAUUUGUUUGUUUGUUUGUUUUUGCACAAAAAGAAGCCUGUGGUUGAUCUCUAAUUCUUCACAUGGGAAUUAAAAAAGAUCCAUUAUACCAUAA